AUGGUAGGCACGGCGACUACCAUCGAAACGGCGCGGCCCGCAACCUCGGCGGCCCGGGAGCGGGGCCACGGGCACCGGCAGGUCGCUCCGGAGGCCGGCCGGCGCGUGCCCGCUCGCCCGCGCUCACACGGACGGGGGGCGGCGGCGGGGGCUCGGGCCGAGGCCCGGCCACCCCUCACCUCCCCGCCCGCCCGACGGGAGCGGGGCGGCGCGGGCACGGCGGCCGGUCCGCGACGGCCGGCCGGGGUCCCGACGACCCGCGCUCGGGCGAGCGCGCCGGGGCGGGGCGCGGCGCGGCAGGGGGACGGACGGCGGUCCCCCCAACCUCGCCCAACACGCAACGACGCCGGCGGACGGGCGGCGGCGGCGGACCACGGAGCGGUGCCGCGGCAGGCCCGGGAAGCGAAACACACCGGGACGCGGCCCGGGGGUCGGCAGACGCGACGGACGGGAGACAGGGCCGACGAGGCGCGGCUGGCUCGGCCGCCGCCGCGGAGGCGCGGCGACGACCUCGCGGAAGACGUGGCGGGCGGGGGCGGACGCGCGCCGACGCGAGGGAGGCCCGGGGGCCAUCCUAAGGGCACGGACGCGAGUCGGCCGCCGGGGCACGACACGGGGUCUCACCGCCAGAGGCCUCCAGCGCAGGGGCGGUCCCGCGGCACCCAGGACGCCGACUGGCCUCCUCGGCCCCCCAACCAGGGUGCCCCCCCUCGCGGGGCUCGCGCCCACCACCGCCAAACACCCACGAGCCGCGGCCAGCCCCGCGACAACAACACUCUCCCGCGCGCACACCGGCCGCCCCACGUGCCCCGCCACACGCCUCCGCCGCCGCGCCCGACUCCCCCGCCUCAGGGACCGCCCCGGCCCAACACGAUCGCACCCACGCCCGUGUGCGACUCCCCACACACACGCAAGUGGGGGCGGCGGCACACGCGGCGUCGGCCCGGCCACGAAGUCAGUCCCCCCCACGGCACACCGUGGGAGGACGAUGGCGACGAGGUGGCAGGCCCCCGUCCCCCACCGAGGGAGAGAAACAGAGGCAAGACCCCGCGCCCUUUACCGUCUCGACCCCCCCGAGAGAGCCACUCACGGGACACACCACCGCGGCGGAGACCCCGAGGAGCACGCUGGGAAAAGGGAACGACACCACCGCUCGGCCUCGCGCACCUGAGGGACGACCUGGAGCGCUCCAGGGGCACCACAGAGGACCGAGCAAGUCACGCUCACGCGCCGGCAGCGGGCGCGCGGCGCAGCGGCGGGACGGCCCCCACCGACGCGGGGAGGACCGCCCGCGAGGCACACGCCAAGGAGGCGAAGCGAGAGCGUCUGCUGCGUCCGAGGACCACGGCCCCGCCCACGCCGCCCGGCCCAGGAGAGCGCGACAUCACCACAUCGAUCAGUCAAUCCAGAGAGCCGGGGGCCACGAGGGCCCCGAGGGAGGAGGGGCACGGCGAGGACCCUCACCGGAGGAGCCUGCUUCAGCCUCAGCCGGCACCCAGCCCCCCCCUUCUCUCUCUCUUGCCUUCUCGGGCAACAGUGGCCGACGACCCCGCGAGGAGAACGCCUGACACGUGGCACGGAGCCUGCGGGUUGGGGUCGUCUCAGCCACCACCGGGUGCCUGCGGCGGGGAAGGGGAGUCACACGGGGUAGAAGACCCACGCACCACCUCGCCCCGCCGCCCUCGGGUGAGCCAGAGACCGGAGGCGGCACCGCGGGUCGGGUCAGCCGGGCGCACACACGAGAGCCGGCGCGCAGGCCCAAGCGGGCGGUUCAAGUGGCAAGGGCCGGUUCGGGCGCCGGACGGCGGUCCAAAGCCCAGCGCCCUGCGCGCGUCCAGAGUCCCAGAACCCCCAGCGAGAGAUGCCAGAGGAGACCGUGUCAGCACCUAUCUGGUGGUAAAAAAGGCCCAUUUCAGGCGAAAAAAAUCACGGCGCCCGGCAGCGGGGCCCAUCCACGAACCUCGGGGGGGCUCCCCGGGACCUCGGCCCGGCUACCUCUCCCCAACACUUCCCCAUCCACAGCAGCCCCGGAGCUCUCUCGGGGCCAUCUGGUCGACCCGAGCAGCGGGGGCGGCAGAGUGGAGCGGGGCGGGGCGGGAAAACGUGGCAGAGGCAGCGAGCGGGCCGGGGUCACCCUCCCCGGAUCGCCCGCGCGAGCAGUACGACUCGGGCCGGUCCCCACCGCCACCCCCACCCCGGCCGGGACUCGCGGUGGAGGAGGGGGCGGGGGAGGGUGAGAAAAAGUCGCGUCCGCCGACCGGGACCCACGUGGGCCCGCUAAAGGGCCGGGCCUGCACGCCCAAUCUCAAGCGACAGCAGGAGGCGCCCACGCCUGGGCGCCACCGGGACAGUCACCGCCAGCGUCGCCCGGCUCCCGGAACUCUGCCUCGGGCCCGGCGGCCGAGUCACAGCCCUCACGAAGGUCGCCGAAGCUCCAGAGACAAGGGACAAUAUAAAAGCGGCCGCCAGGUGGCUCCCGACAACGGCUCCAACGUCCCCGGGCCGGGUUCCCUGUCGCCGGCCGGCCACCGAGGAUGCAGCAGCGCCGGGCCGCCCAAACGCCCGAGCUCAGCCCGCCGGGGCGAGCCGGCGGGCGUCUGGCGCGGCCCCGAGGCGUCCGUCUCGGAGCUAGCUCCCGGGACGGCACGACACGGCGCGACCCCGGCAGCAGACGGGGGGGGGGGGGGGGCCGGGGAAGCUGGGAAGACGUCGCCGGGAGGCCGCCUCGAAGGAAACGCGCUCCCCACGCGACUCCUCGGCGGGGGCAAAUCCCACGGAGACGCCGGCGGGGCCCGGGGCGGCCGGCACGGGAAUCCCCUGCCCUCCUUGCUCCCACUCGAAUACCUCCGUCACUCAGAGGUUGGCCCCGCCCACCUAGGCCGGCCCAGCCAUCUGGUCGACCUCUUUGGCCCGUAUAAAAAGCGACCGACCGGCAGGUGGCGCCCGACAACGGGCAGUCGAGUGAGCGGGCCGCAUCGGGAUCGGGAUCGGGAUCGGGAGCAGCAGGGCGGCGGGGACACGAUGACGAACCCGAUCCUCCUGGUGCGCAUUUCACCGCUCAGCGACGGCCGCGGACGGGGCACUGGGGACCUGGGGACACCGGGGACACCGUGGACACCGGGGACCGGGGACCGGGGACCGCGGACCGCGGACCGCGGACCGCGGACCCGGAAGCAUUUUUCUCCAACGUCCCUGCGAUUCCACGGAAGGUUGACAGCGGCAGGGCGGCCUCAGCCGUCACGAAGACGGACGUACCGGGCACACUCAUCGUUCAGGACGCAGGUAAACGGCGAGCGUGUGGGAACGCGCGGAGCCCAAGUCCGCGGAGGACAACUGGUCGACCCGGCGGCCGGUGGGCCCCGCGGAGCCCAAGUCCCGGGGGGGGGGGGACAGCUGGUCGACCCGCAAGGCGGGGAGGAAGAGGGGAGCGCAAGGGACGCGAGCGCCCGGGAAGCGCCCGGCCCGCACCCCCGCGCCGAGGGUGGCGGGGGACCCCCGUACGCGUCCCGGCGGCACGCGCGUGCCGCCGGCCCCUCCGGCCCCGCACGGGCCCCCCCGGGCAAGGGGCCCGCGGGGCCGGCGGGGGCGGCCCUGCGACUCCACACCCCCGGCCUCUCGGUCCGCAACCGGCCCCCCCCACCUUCCCCCGUCCCAGCCCGUGGGCGAGGCCCACGGCGGGGUGGGGAGGGGGCACGGCGCGCCGAGCCCGGGGGCGGUGGGGGGCGCCGCGAGGGGCGCCCCCCACCCCUCCACUCUCGUCUCCCCCCCCUUUUUCCUCCGGCGGGACGGCGCGCCUUCCCCCGGCCGGCCGGCCGGCCGGCCGGCGCGGGCCGGGGCCGGUCCGGGGACGUGCGCGCCGAGACCCGCCGCCGCUCCCAUCGCGCGGGACGGGACGGCGGGCAGCCGACCGAGGGUGGUGGCCCCGAGGACGCCGCCCGCCCGCGGUGCGCGGUGCGCGGGGGGGGAGAGUCCCGAGAGCGAGGGAGGGACGGAAGGAAGGAAACGGACACGCCGAGCGCCCCCCAGGGCCCCGCCGCCGUCACCGCCACCGCCGCGGCGGCGGCGUCGACGGACGAAGGGCUCUCCGCACCGGACCCCGGUCCCGACGCGCGGCGGGGCGCGCCGCUCCGCGCCCCGGGGGACGCGGGCGGCGGCCCGCCGGCGGGGACGGCGGGGGACCGGCUAUCCGAGGCCAACCGAGGCUCCCGCGGCGCUGCCGUAUCGUUCCGCCUGGGCGGGAUUCUGACUUAG
This is a messenger RNA of Globicephala melas (long-finned pilot whale), 4251 nucleotides long. Lineage: Eukaryota; Metazoa; Chordata; Mammalia; Artiodactyla; Delphinidae. The record is from RefSeq and is a predicted model, not a curated record.